Candidula unifasciata is the source of this 3176-nucleotide messenger RNA. The record is from the annotation of a GenBank genome assembly. Lineage: Eukaryota; Metazoa; Mollusca; Gastropoda; Stylommatophora; Geomitridae.
CGCGAUUUCACCGUGAGCUGGCCAGAGGCAGCUUGUCCGGUCCGGUGAACCUGCAGGUGGAGGAGCUAGAGACCACAGUUGGAGACCUGGAAGACAGGAUUCACAUGAUGGAGAAUUUGGGAGAAACACUGGCUUCUUCCAUGGAGAGUGCAGCUAUUGGCAAGUGGCAGAGCAUCGAGGGGGAGGGUACCGUCCACACCCAGUUAGUGGAGCUGGUGGAUCAGAUGAGACAAAUGUUGACUCAGGCUUCACAGUCAGAGGAACAGAGUCAAAAGACGAUGGCCUUGACCAACUUUGAGACCCUCUACACACAGGCCAUGAAGCUGCAGGUGCAGAUGAACAACCUGAGACUGAGCCACCUGGAGAGGAACAGAGAGAUCAUGAUGAUCAAACGGCAACUUCUGCUGCAGGAAGUCAACAACCUGCUCCUGCAGGCAGACAUCUCUCGCCGAGAGACAGAACUCUACCAGUUCCAUGAGGCCAAGAGAUUCUCUUCCCUCAAACGGUGGAACACUUUCAGUGGUGCAGAGAGACAUAGGCCCCACACUCAGGUCUCUCAUGGAGCACCUCACACACAGGCUGACCAGCAGUCAAUAACAGGGAAAUCUGGCCAGCAACAAGAAGCCAGGCUCAGUUCCAAAGAGAAGCCAGAAAUCAACAUUCCACAGAUGACAGAGAACUGGGUUCUAGCAUGUGACGCUAGUUCCUCCACAUCCGCUCCUGCUUCGCCGUUGUACGUCACCUCCGUGGGAAAGUCGACCGCUGUCUCAAGCCCUGUAGCUAAACCUGUGUUGUACCCAGGGGCGGCAGCAGAGCUGUCCACCGAUCACGUGGAGACACACCUGUUUGUAUCACCUGCAGUGACCAGACGCGACCAUCAGCGGAGACCAGCGGCUGCCAGUCGAUUACAAAACCAGAAUUCAAGAACUGACAUUUCUGGCUACGAAUCAAAAGAAACGUUACAACUGCCCACACUGGUCGUCCAUGUGUCUCCCGGAACAGAUUCACAUCAAGAGACAUGUGCACAUCAACUGGAGGAGGCAGCUGUAGAAACGGCAACAACCACAUUGUGCCCUCUUCGGCCGUUAGUUGCCAGGGCGGGGUUACCAUCAACAGCGGCGCCCACAACAAUAUUAACACGCUCAUUGACACCGCACAUGUCCACAGUAUGUGAUUCUGUCCCGCUACACCUGGAGAUCGAGCAGUUGAAACAAUUGAAACGCAAAGUGGAAAAGGGACCUCCCACUUUGAAGAGAUCUGAGGGUGAAGGACUUUCAGCAGCACCUUCCCCUGGGAAAGUCCUCCCACCCCUCAGUUCUACAGAGGUCCCCACCCCAACCAUUCCAAAGCAGCAAGGCCUGGAUCCAACCAAUCCGGUCCUUGCUGCUCCAGUCGUCGAUAAUGACAAUUCCGUAGCACCUUCUGUGAUGGGAUGUACAGAGAGUCUGCAUAUACUAGAACAAACUGAUAUUGAACCAGGCACUUUCAGAGGCGAUAGCUCUGGAGCACAAGUAGCCGAGAUCACACACAGUUUACCACCCACCAGUGACCACACGAAAUCUGGCUCCAUACCUCCUCGGAGUCCAGUCAACAAGCACAUAUUGCAGGGUCAGAGAGAGGAGAAAGACACCGCACUGAAAGACUACAGAGCCAUAUCCCCUCAAGGAAGCCCAAUUGCAGCCAGAGGAAAACCACCAUUGCCUCGACAUGUGGGCGGAGUUGCCAAGCAAUCGGUGAUAAACUCUUCUGCUUCAGAUAAAGGACCUCGAUCUAAGAGCGUCAGCGACGUGGAGCAGAGAAUGUCAGACUGCAAGAUGGCGAAACCUCUGCAGGAAGUCAUGAACAGAUUUGAGAAGCGAGCCACUGUCUGCGACAGUGAAGAUCAUCCCAUAGAAUUGAGAAAAACCCCAAGUCCAACUCUUCACCUGCCUAGGGUUGGCCUUAUCUCUCGAGUACGCCGGUUGAAACCCGCGGCUGAGUUGCUGGAAGAGAGUCAGCGUUACAGAAGUGGUCAUUCUAUCUAUGCUACUCGCAUCUUAAAUAAGUACCUUCCAACAGACCAACACAGGCUCGAUGCUUCACAUAGCAACCUACAGGGUUCAUGCAGUUAUGUCCAGGCAACAGAUCAUAGACUGUCUUGUGAAACUACGCCUGUACAAAGCAGGGAGUCAUCAAGAAAAAACUCUGAUGCUGAAGUGAAACCAAAUUACUCGCCUCAGGCUGAGUCAGGUUUUGUUGGGAAACUUUCCUCACUUGGCCAAAAAGAACCUCGCCACGAAACAGCAUCUGAUGGUACACAGCUGCUAACUGGUUGUUCGAGGGUGUCACAAGAGAGAACCUUGACUGACUCAGACAUUGACAGACAGCGUGACCUGUCUUCCAGAUCAGCUACCAAAGCCUACAAUCGCAGAUCCUGUGAGGUUGCCAUAGUUCUUUCUUCAGUCCCGACACCUGUCUCCGAAACAUCCGACGAGACCAGGACCCAUAGGUCAGCUGACGUAUCGGCUCAAAGUAUUGAGACACCGGGCUCAUCUAUAAAGCCGAGCAGUCACCAAUCACUGCCUACCAUCACGCAUGGCCUCGAACCCGUCCCAUCAGGAGAUGAGGCAGCCAGAGCUAGAGCGGCAACAUACUGCGUGUCAGACAUUGCUAGAAGUGAAAACACAAGGUUGUCAUCAGUGAGCUCAUCACAACGAUCACAACAAACAGGCAGUGAAGAACCGUCAACAUCUAUAGACACAGGGGGAACAAAAUCAACAGAGAAGGCACACCCAAGCAAUCUACCUUCACCUGAACCCACAGGCAGAAGACGAUAUAAAAUGGGAACAGUUGGCGUAUUGUGCAAGCAGUCAAUCUCCUUCGACCUGGGUGUUUCCAUGUACUCGCAAACAGAUGAGGCCAAGGAGUCGCCUGCCAGAUACAGACAAGCUCAUAGCUGGGACCCUAGCCACACUGCAAGCUCUGCAGCAGAAAACCAGAAAGACACGUCAGCAUUGUCCCCUGCCACAUCAACAUCCUCAGAAGAAACAACAGCCGAGCAGCGCCCUAUGUCGACUAGCUCUGAAAGGGAAUUGGCUCCAUCAUCUCCUGGCUGCGUGGAGAAAAAGAGAUCCCGGAGAUUUCUUCGCUCAACUUGGCUACAGAAAUCUAAACAAUUCUUUAAAGCUUCCAAAUAA